CUGGAACAUCAGAGGACAGGCACAGUGAAAAUCCUUAACUAAAAAAUAUUUUUGACAUUUGAGUUUUUCUUGUUUUCUUAGCCCUAAUUUCAUUUCUCAGAUUUAUUUUUUCUUUUAAUAAAUGUGACAACAAAGUAUGAAACAAUUUGGGCCUUUCAUUUUUCCAAAGCACAGAGGUGCUCUUACAGAAAUCUCUUUAAACCCAUAGAUUUUUGUUCAGGGAAGAAUUGUUUUCCUUUGGUUUCAAUCUUGCAUAUGGUCUGUUUCUUACAGAGCUUCCGUAUUGUCUCAAGCUCCACUGGAAAUGCAGUAAGGAUUCCUAGCACAUCCCAGUUGCCAUGGCAACAGCAGUCUUUCCCAUAAUGAGCUGCAUCAUCUGAACUGAUGUCACAGCAUCAUGCAGCAGGUCAAACAAGGCAUCUCCUAGUAUUGCAUCCUACAGAUGUGCCGUAAACAUCAAAAGAGAAUGGUUAGAGCAGGAGAUGCUCUUUUGGAGAGGAGUAUGGUUUAGAAUUCUCCAUGUUAACCAUGAGUGUAACCCUGUCCCCCAUGAGGUCUCAGGAACUGGAUCCCAUGGCUACUGAUGCUUCCCCCAUGGUCAUCAAUAUGACCCCUACAGUGGAGCAGGGUGAGGGAGAAGAUGAGUUGAAGGAAAUGGAGUCUGACCAACGAUAUGAAAAGCCACCUCCACUUCAUACUGGGGCAGACUGGAAGAUUGUCCUCCACCUACCUGAAAUUGAGACAUGGCUCCGCAUGACUUCAGAGAGGGUCAGGGAUCUGACCUACUCAGUCCAGCAGGACUCUGAGAGCAAGCAUGUGGAUGUACAUUUAGUACAACUAAAAGACAUAUGUGAAGACAUCUCUGAUCACGUUGAACAAAUCCAUGCCCUUCUAGAAACUGAGUUUUCCCUGAAGCUCCUUUCCUACUCUGUCAAUGUGAUAGUUGAUAUCCACACAGUACAGCUUCUCUGGCACCAGCUACGGGUAUCUGUUCUGGUUCUGAGGGAACGAAUUCUACAGGGAUUACAGGACGCCAAUGGAAACUACACCAGGCAGACUGACAUUCUGCAGGCUUUCUCUGAGGAGACAACAGAGGGUCGUUUGGACUCUUUAACUGAAGUGGAUGACUCAGGACAGUUAACCAUUAAAUGCUCCCAGAAUUAUCUGUCCUUGGAUUGUGGCAUUACAGCUUUUGAACUGUCUGACUACAGCCCUAGUGAGGAUUUGCUUGGUGCCUUGGGUGAUAUGACCUCUGGCCAGGUUAAAGCCAAGCCCUUUGAUUCCUGGAGUGAAAUGGAUAAAGACUUCCCUGAACUCAUCAGAAGUGUAGGUCUCCUUACAGUAGCUGCUGACGCUGUUGCUUCCCAGGACAGUGAAGCCAUUAGUAGUGAGGAGGGGACUCACUUGCCACUUCCCACAGUAGAUGAAGGCAGAAGUGAUGAGAGCAAAGAAACACCUGUAGCCAAAGAACUUCCUGUCUUGCCUCCUCUUGGUUCAACAGGCUCAGGGGAAAAAGACAAGCCACUCUCUUCUGAUGCAGUGACAAAGGAAAACAAUUCCUCAUCGAAACCUGGUGCAAAAACACAUCCUCCUCUCUGUGAAAAUGCAACUCCUAAGAGGUCAAUAAGAGACUGUUUUAAUUAUAAUGAAGAUUCUCCCACCCAGCCUACUCUGCCCAAACGGGGUCUUUUUCUUAAGGAAGAUACUUUUAAAAAUGAACUCAACGACAGUGAUGGGAAGAAACCGAUGACUCUCUUAAAGGCUGAAAUGAGUAGGAGUACACCUUCGCUGUUGGAUCCACCAGACAGGUCAAAGCUCUGCCUGGCAUUACAGUCCUCUUAUCCAAUCAGCCCAUCCGCAGUUAGCCAGUCUUAUGAGUGUUUGCACAAAACAGGUGACGGGAAUCUCGAAAAUCCAGUUAAGGGCCACUUUAAAGAAAUCUCUUCUAGCCUAGAAAGGCUUAAUGAGUACAAUCGUAAAGAAAAAUCCCUUCGAAGAAAAUCCAACAAAAUCUCCGAGGCUACAAUUUCAUGUCAACCACCUAAUGAGGGAUCUGGUACUGGGGCAGCCAAAGAAGCUAAAAAUCUGAAGAACUCAGUAGUGCCGAAUGGAAUUCCUUCUUGUAUCUCCAAGUCCAGAGAGAGGCCAGAGACAGAUUCUGCUUCUACAUCCUCAGCAGAUCUUUGUAAUCCAAAAAACCUGAAUGUCAAAUUGUCCCCAAAGUCAAUUCCAUCUAAUUUACCACCUGUUUCCCAAGGAAAUGUCUCUGUAGCUGACUCAGACUCUAUCAUCUCCCCAUUACCCAUCCUUUCAAAAAACAAAAGCAAAAAAUGCUAUUCUUCCUCUCCAAGUCACAUUGCUAGAAAUGGCCAAGUUGUAGAAGCCUGGUAUGGUUCUGAUGAAUACUUAGCUCUUCCAUCCCACCUUAAACAGACAGAAGUGUUAGCUUUAAAGCUGGAAAAUCUGACCAAACUGCUACCCCAGAAACCUAGAGGAGAAACUAUUCAGAAUAUUGAUGACUGGGAGCUGUCAGAAAUGAACUCAGAUUCUGAAAUCUAUCCUGCCUACCAGAUUAAAACAAAGCACAAAAGGUUAGGCAGAAUAUCUCCUAGUUCCUCAAGUGAUAUAGCAUCUUCCCUGGGGGAGAGCAUUGAAUCUGGGCCGCUGAGUGAUAUUCUUUCUGAUGAAGAGUUAUGCAUGCCCUCAUCUGGCAUCAAAACAUAUAGAGCUGAAAAGUCAGAGACAGCUCCAUCCUCUCAGAAAAAUGAGAGCUCUGCCUCCAAUAAGACAACUUUAAUUCAGCAGCUGAUGGAAGAUAUCCAACACCAAGACAACUACGAAACAAUCUGGGAAAAAAUUGAGGCAUUUGUAAGCAAGCUGGAUGAAUUCAUUCAAUGGCUAAAUGAAGCCAUGGAAACAACAGAAAACUGGACUCCUCCUAAAGCUGAGACGGAUGGCCUUAAACUCUACCUGGAGACACACUUGAGUUUUAAAUUGAAUGUAGACAGUCAUUGUGCUCUAAAGGAAGCUGUGGUAGAAGAAGGGCAGCAACUUCUGGAGCUUAUUGUAUCUCACAAAUCAGGACUGAAGGACAUGCUGCAGAUGAUUGCAAGUCAAUGGAAGGAACUACAGAGACAAAUCAAACGGCAACACAGCUGGAUUCUUAGGGCUCUGGAUAUCAUCAAAGCAGAGAUCCUGGCUACUGAUGUGUCUGUAGAGGAUGAGGAAGGGACCGGAAGCCCCAAGACUGAGGUUCAGCUAUGCUACCUGGAAGCACAAAGGGAUGCUUUGGAACAGAUGUCCUUAAAGUUGUACAGUGAGCAGUAUACCAGCAGUAGCAAGCGAACAGAGGAGUUUGCUGAUAUGUCAAAAGUUCACACAGGGGGAAGUAAUGGACUUUUGGACUUUGAUUCAGAAUAUCAGGAGCUCUGGGAUUGGCUGAUUGACAUGGAAUCUAUAGUGAUGGACAGCCAUGACCUGAUGAUGUCAGAGGAGCAGCAGCAGCAUCUUUACAAGCGAUACAGUGUAGAAAUGUCAAUCAGGCACCCGAAAAAGAUGGCGCUGCUUAGGAAGGUUGAAGAUUUGAAGAAAGGUGGUGCUUUACUACCAAACGAUCUCCUUGAAAAAGUGGAUUCAAUUAAUGAAAAAUGGGAACUGCUUGGGAAAACCCUAGGAGAGAAGAUCCAGGACACAAUGGUAGGGCACAGUGGGUUAGGUCCACGUGACCUGCUCUCUCCUGAAAGCGGCAGCCUCGUAAGGCAGCUGGAGGUCAGGAUCAAAGAGCUGAAGGGGUGGCUGAGAGAUACAGAGCUUUUCAUCUUCAAUUCCUGCCUGAGACAAGAAAAAGAAGGAACAAUGAAUGCUGAGAAACAACUGCAAUACUUUAAGUCUCUGUGUAAUGAAAUCAAGCAGCGCAGGCGCGGGGUGGCCUCUGUCCUUCGCUUAUGCCAACACCUCUUGGAUGACCAGGAGACCUGCAAUCUGAACGCAGAUCACCAACCUAUGCAGCUGAUCAUUGUGAAUCUGGAGAGAAGGUGGGAAGCCAUUGUCAUGCAAGCUGUCCAGUGGCAAAACAGGCUACAAAAGAAGUUGGGGAAGGAGCCGGAGGUUUUAAAUGUGAUUGACCAUGGCCUGAUGGAUCUAAAUGGAACAAGUGAAGAUGCUCUAGAAUGGGAUGAAACAGAUAUAAGUAAUAAAUUAAUCAGUUUAAAUGAAGAGUCCAAUGACCUGGAUCCAGAACACACCCAUGCACACACCACGUCAAACUUGAAGCCUGAGUUGGAGGAUGUAAGCAGUGAAGACCGAAGUUACGAGGAAUAUGCUAGUGACCAUGGAGGAUCUCACUAUGGUUCUAGUAUCACUGCCCCCUCUAGUCCACAUAUCUACCAAGUUUAUAGCCUUCACAAUGUUGAACUCUAUGAAGAGAACCACAUGCCAUUUCUGAAAACCAGCCCCCAGCUCUCCACAAUAACCCAACCUAAAGUUUUAACAAAAAGUCUUAGUAAAGACUCUUCAUUUUCAUCUACCAAAUCAUUGCCAGACCUUGUAGGUGGGAUCCCUUUGGUUAAGCCUUGUACAUGUCAUGGAAAAGACAUGAGCCGGCAUUCAGGGAGCGAGAGUGGAAUAGUCAGUGAAGGAGACACUGAGACCACAACAAACUCUGAAAUGUGCCUGCUGAAUGAUACGGAUGGACUCCCAAGUAACCCAGAAAUGGAACACCCAGAUCCUCAUAUGGGUGAUGUAGUUAGCAUAUUAAAACAAAAAAUUAAAGACGAGGAGGAAGAUGUUAAACUUCCAAAUAGUUCUCAGUCACCCAUAUCACCAAUAUGUUGUGCAAAUGAAAAAGAUGGAGACUUAAACAGUGUUACCAAGCAUACCCCUGAUUGUUUGGAAGAAGAAUUACAAGGAAAACAUGAUGUGUUUACAUUUUAUGAUUACUCAUACCUCCAAGGCUCAAAACUCAAAUUACCAAUGGUAAUGAAACAAUCGCAGAGUGAAAAAACACAUGUGGAGGACCCAUUGCUUCAUGGUUUUUAUUUUGAUAAAAAACCCUGCAAAUCUAAACAUCAGGCUACAGAGUUACAUCCAGAUGCAGCUCCCCAUGAAUGUAUUUUGGCAAGUGGACCCCAUGAAAUGGAUACCAAUUCCUGUAAAAGUGGCAAUGGAGAGAAGACAUUGCCUGGCAUGCAGAAUGCCAAGCAACUCCCCCUCUUCUCCCAAAGCUCUUCCUUAGAGUCCCUUUCACCUAGAAGUGACUUAUUUGGAUCAGGCAUCUUGAGAAAUGGUGAUGGCCUUCAACGGAGCACAUCACUGGAAAGCUGGAUAACAUCCUAUAAAAGCAAUGAAGAUCUUUUUAGCCGUCACAGCUCAGAGGACAUCAGUGGAAGUAGUGGCUCAGUGGGAGAACUGAGUAAAAGAACUUUAGAUCUCCUGAAUCGAUUGGAAAACAUCCAGAGCCCCUCUGAACAAAAGAUAAAGCGUAGUGUUUCUGACAUCACCCUGCUAAGCAGUUCCCAAAAGAUGUCUUUCACUGGCCAACUGUCAUUGGACAUAGCAUCCUCUAUCAAUGAAGACUCAGCCGCCUCUCUCACUGAACUCAGCAGCAGUGAUGAGCUCUCUCUUUGCUCAGAGGAUAUUGUAUUGCACAGAAACAAAAUUCCACAGGAUUCAAAUGCAUCAUUCAGGAAACGUCUUACGCACUCAGUGGCAGAUGAAAGUGAUGUCAAUGUCAGCAUGAUUGUGAAUGUGUCCUGCACGUCGGCUUGCACUGAUGAUGAAGACGACAGUGACCUUCUCUCCAGCUCUACUCUUACCCUGACGGAAGAAGAGUUAUGUGUCAAAGAUGAAGAUGAUGAUUCUAGCAUUGCAACUGAUGAGGAUAUUUAUGAAGAAUGCAAUCUAAUGUCAGGGUUGGAUUACAUCAAGAAUGAACUGCAGACCUGGAUUAGACCCAAGUUUUCCCUCUCAAGAGAAAAGAGGAGAUGUAACCUCAGUGAUGAAAUUCAGUGCAGCAAAGAUAGAGGCAGCAGUGAGACAUCUAAUGCCACAGACACUUUGAAUAUUGAAGCCCUUCUGAAUAGCUCCAUAAAGCGAAUGUCAGAAAAUAAUGGAAAUAGCAAAAAUUCAUCUAAAGUGCAUGAGUUUGGGACAAAAAGAGAAAAUAGGAAGAACAUUUCCAAAGCCAAUAAAGACCCAUUUGUGGAUGACAUGGAGAAUGGAAAUGUCGAAAGUGUUCCAGAAAGACCAAAGGAAACACCAAAUGGAAUUCCAAAGGAAUCAAAAGAUCUUGUUCCAAAUGAGGAGAUGGCUUUAGAGAGUGAGAGCUGCAUGUGUGAAGCAUUUACAGAUAGCUCUGAUGAUUCAAAUAUGGAUGGGAAGGAAUUUGUUCCUCCAUCUUCCAGGAACUCCCCAAAGGAAUGUCAAAACCACUUGCUCUCUGAAAUUCAAAGUGCGGCUUCUAUUCCUACUGACAAGUUUUGUCCGGAACAUGCCUCUGAAACCAGUGUGCUCAACAAACCUAAUCCUUCACUACUGAAGUCUUCAUCUGAGAAGGCACCCAGAACAGCUGAAAAGCCUGCUGAUCACUUCCCAACCUUGGAGUCCAGUGAAACAGAAGAAAAUAUUGCUCUGGGUGACAGGAUUUCCUGUUGCAACUGUGAGGCAGAUGCUUUACAUAAGCAAGAUACAGAAGACUGCUCAGUACAUAACUUUGUUAAGGAGAUCAUUGACAUGGCUUCAACAGCCCUAAAGAAUAAAUCCCAACCUGAAAGUGAGGCAGCCACUCCUACAUCAUUAGCUCAGAUCAAGGAAAAAGUAUUAGAGCAUUCUCACCGGCCCAUUCAGCUCCGAAAAGGAGACUUUUAUUCCUACCUCUCCCUCUCAUCUCAUGACAGCGACUGUGGAGAGGUCACCAGUUACACAGAAGAGAAAAACCACACUCUAGUGCCACCUGACUUCCCUGAGUCAGGUCUAGAUGAAAAAGAGGAUAUCGAGUGUUUCUUUGAGGCUUGUGUUGAUGAUGAGGAAGGCGAACAGCAAUGCUAUUUCUCCAGUGAAGUCCCAAAAGAAGCUGCGGUGCCAGAAAGAGAUUCAGCUUCCCCAGAAGGGACUAAAAGCUCCUCUAACUACAGUGGGUUUUCUUUCUUGAGUGAUCGAACCAACACAGAUAUUCUAAGGCCCAGUCCCCCCAAAGAAUCCAACAUUGGAGAGGAAAAGUGUAAUAUGUUCAGUACUUCAAACAGCUGUGAGGUGAGCUCAGCCCUACCUGCCACCGCCGCUGCUGCUGCUGCUGCUGCUGCUGCUGCUGCUGCUCCAAGCCAGAACAAUGAAGAGAGUAAAUCUGGGGAGCCAGGUGGGACUGGAAUGCUAGAAGAUGGCAUUGCUUCUUUAGCCAAAACUAGAGUUCCAGAUCUCCCAAUGAAGGCAGAACAGCUGAAAGACCAGGCUGUAUUGCAUCCUAACAGUAAAACAUUAACCUGUGAAGAAAACCUACUGAACCUUCACAAAGACCGGCAUAUAAAUAUGCACAGGUAGAAUGUAAUCCUUCCUGGGCACAUAAAUCAUCUCAUUAAAAGUAGAUGCAGUCAAGCAAACGAAGAAAGCUGUGCUUCCAUUUAGACUGUUUGAAAGGCAGUCAGUCAGAGAAUUCUUUUACCAAGACAGUGUUUUUACUACACCAAAUUCAAUUUGCUGGCUUUUCCAGAAAUAAAUUCCGAGAUCAUAAAAAGUCCCUAUUUUAUAAUGUCAUUCUUGGAAGUCUAUAACUUAGGAGAUCAGAUACAGCCUGCAAACAGGUAACCAAAGAAAACCUUUUACCUAUGAGGAAUCUAAUUAAAACUCACCCUCAAAUGAUUUAAGAGAAAACUUGAUCUAAUCCAACCCAGUAUGUAUGAUGCAGUUGUACUGGUUUCCAGGCACACUGCUGUGCUUUUCACCAUCUUCCCCUCUUUGCCAUGUUUCCAUAAAAAUAGAGAGGUCAGUUACAGCAAAUCACAUCAAAGGAAAAGGUAACUGGAUAGAUCCAGAUAUUUCUGCCUAAUUUGGAAGAGGCACAUAAUGCAUGUCUGGAGUGCCUCCUAGGAACUGCCUAAGAGAUGUACUUUGCACUAAUCUUUUUGCUGUAUUCUGACAGUUAUUUCUUCAUAAUCCUCAUCAUAAGCCUCUGCUCUUUGAUGAAUAGUUUAACCCUAAACUUCAGGCUGGAUAAAUUCUAGGGUUUAAAAUUUUAACUCAUUCCUUACAGCAGAAAUAUACUCCAUUUUAGACUUUACUUUCUCAGGGAGCCUUUCUAUCAUUUUCCCUUUGGCUGUAAUUGCACUCCUUUCUUUCUGAUCAACAAAUACAGGAGCUGGUAGUCUAUUGGAUGGAUAUUUGGGGUAUAUGAAUCUCUAUCUGUGUAUGUUUUGUAAUAAUCAUGAUAGCCAACAUAUAGUACUAUAGUGUAUUCUCUAUAUGCUUGCAUAUAUGUUACAUAUAUUUAAAAUACAUAUUGUGUAUAGUUUAUAAAAGCACAAAAUCACUUUCAAAGAAAUUACUACUAAGCAGCUUUAGGUAACCAGAAACUGCUUUUCAAAGCCGUUCCAUCUGUCUUAGUAUCAAUUCUAAGACAGAAGAAGGACAAGAGCUAGGCACUCAGGGUUAAGUGACUUGCCCAGGGUCACAUAGCUGGGAAGUAUCUGAGGCUGUAUUCGAAACCUGGGGCCUCCCAAGUCUAAGCCUGGCACUCUAUCCACUUUGUUACCAAACUUUCAAAAAUCUCCAAUGAGGAGAGGAGAGGGAGGGUUGGUAUUCAAAGGGCAGUUAGCCAUGCCUAGAACUCCCAAAUCCUUUCACAGUUCAGGACAAAUGCUUUUUCCCCGAAGGGGUCUUUCAUGAUGAUCAUCCAAUUCACCUGUUUGCUGCCAAAAUCACUUUGUAUACAUCCUCAGGAGGCAAAGGAAAUGAGAGGAGAGAACAGAGAUAGAUUUGGUCCAGACCUAUUAUUUAGGUAUUCCUUGAGCCAAGGAUCCCCUCCCCACCCCCACCUACUAAUAUUCUGGCCUGCUGCUAAGCCCAAGAUUUAGAUUUCCUUCUGUCUCAGCUGAUGCUUUGGCUCAUUUGCAGAUAGGUAGGCAAAAUGCUAUUUUUAUAGAUUAGUAUUCAAAUCAGAAAAUGUAAGAACUGAUCUAAAUCUCUCUCUUUUUUAACUUUUCACAAUGUUUUUUACAGCUUGACCUCUUAGUUAUGAGCAAGUAGUUAUUUUAGUUUGCUUUCAAGGAUGCGAAACACAUCAACACUAAUCUCCACAUCCUAUAUAUAUAGUCUGGUAAUAGACACUUAUUUGCUCAACUCACGUCUAAUCAAUAAGAAUUUACUAAGCUUGCUCUAAAAAAAAAAGAUUACAUUCUACUGGAGGAAGACUAACAUGUGCAAAGAUUAGUCAAUAGAGAAUAUAUAGUGAUGUCACUGGUGUAAUGGACUCUCAAAUGAAGAAUUCCUUCAACAAAUGUAACUUCUUGGAAAUUUGUCACCUUAGAAAGUUGACUAGAACAUUGAGAGGUUAAAUGACUUGUCCAGGGUCACACACAUGGCCAGUAUGUGGCAGAAGCAGGUUAUGAGCUCAGGUCUUCCUGGCUUUAAGGCCAGCCCUCUGUUAUAACCCACUGCCUCCUGGGGGUAUGUAAAAAAAUCAACACAAAAUGAUUUUGUCAGGGGACAGGUGAAUCAGAUGAACAUCAAAAAAGGGCCCCUUCAGGAAAAAGCAUUUGUCCUGAACUGUGAGAGGAUUUAGGAGUUCUAGGCAUGGAUAACUGCCCUUUGAGUACCAACCUACAGAUUUAGGAGAUGGAAUGUUGUAUGUAUGGAACAAUAAAUAAGAUAGUCUGAAUGUUCACAAUGUGGAAAAAAUAGGUCAUCAGCCUGGAAAGAUAUACUGGGGCCAGUCUUUGAAGGGCUUUAGGUACACAGGGGACUUUGCAUUUUAUUGUAGCACUAAGGGGAGUCACUGAAGCCUCUUAAAAAGGGAUAUGACAUUCUUUUUUCCUCUUAUGAGACUCAUCCAUAUAUCCUCAUCUAAAUCCUCCACUAAGUCAAUGAAGCUACACGUUAAAUUCAGGAGUCCACUUUGCCAGAAAGAGAGUUUAGUCUGGAACCAGGGUGAGUAUUCCCUAUCCCUUUCUGAGUAACUGGGCUUUAGCAGCUUCACAUUUUCAUAUUGAUUGGAGCAUUUGUGUGUGUGUGUGCUACAAAAAAGCCAGUUCACAAGCAGUGAUGUGAAUGAGACACAGGUAAAGGUCAGAUUUGAUGAUUUUCCUUGUUUCUUUGAAACAGUUUUGAAAAAGAAAAAGAAAAAUCAAUAAAUAUCCCACACUAAUUCUAAGACAUCGUUGACACUAACAUGAGGUUGUUGAAAAACUCUCCCAUUCAUACCCAUUGGAUUCCUACUUUUGGAGAAGACCACCAGCAAUUCCAGGAUAGCUGUCCCCUCGUAAUUCUGUUAAGGGGUUGUGUGUUGCAAAUGUACUUUCUGAAAUGUGUAAUUACUUUUUUUUUG
Messenger RNA from Monodelphis domestica (gray short-tailed opossum), 10531 nucleotides. It is a transcript of the gene AKAP6, whose product is annotated as A-kinase anchoring protein 6. The record is from RefSeq and is a predicted model, not a curated record. Gene Ontology annotation, molecular function: protein kinase A binding; transmembrane transporter binding. Gene Ontology annotation, cellular component: sarcoplasmic reticulum; perinuclear region of cytoplasm. NCBI's taxonomy places the organism in Eukaryota, Metazoa, Chordata, Mammalia, Didelphimorphia, Didelphidae.